Messenger RNA from Ostrinia furnacalis (Asian corn borer), 3019 nucleotides. RefSeq names its product lysine acetyltransferase chameau (gene chm). Gene Ontology annotation, molecular function: histone H3 acetyltransferase activity; histone H4 acetyltransferase activity; zinc ion binding. The record is from RefSeq and is a predicted model, not a curated record. The coding region runs from base 173 to 3019 and encodes 948 amino acids. The transcript is spliced from 14 exons. Gene Ontology annotation, cellular component: histone H3-K14 acetyltransferase complex; nucleus; chromatin. Lineage: Eukaryota; Metazoa; Arthropoda; Insecta; Lepidoptera; Crambidae. Gene Ontology annotation, biological process: regulation of transcription by RNA polymerase II.
UUGACUUGGUGGACUGGGAAUUUAAUUUUUACGGGUUUAUUUUCGAUAAUUAUUGAUUUAUAACUGAAAUUAUAGAUAAUCAGGCUGUGUAUUUAAUUGAUUAGUUUGUGUGUACAAUACUAUACUACUGAUCAGUGUUUUAGUGUACUUAAGUUUUUUCCUAGCACUCAAAAUGACGAACCUGAAUAUUAACAGUAGCAGUGACAGCAGCUCUGGAUCUUCUUCCGAUUCAAGCAGCAGUGGAAGCUCUUCCACGAGCUCCGGUUCAGGGUCCUCCAGCUCCGAUUCAGAAUCUUCCGUGUCCGACACACCACAAGUCAACUCUAUCCAAGCCCAACCCCCUAAGUCCCCCACAAAACCAGAGGAAAACAAAGAAGAACCAAAACAAAGAAGACCGUCCAAAACAAACAGAAUAUCUUCUUCGAGCGAUGACGAAAUUCCAAAAAUAGAAAGCCCCAAAAAUCAAACACCAAAAAGACGGAGCUCUACUAAAGCGAAAGCUGCAAGUGUCCUGGCUAAAAAGCCUUUAUCUGGUGGAGCUAAAACUCCGAAGCCAGCUUCGAAAACUGCGAAACCAACUCCUAAAUCUGACCAGAAGAAAAAAAGCAUAUUUUCACCAGUCAACAGUUCAGAAUCUGAAACUGAGAGCAAAUCGUCCAAAAGUCCAAAGGGGUCCCCUGGUUCUAAAAAAGGAUCUAGGAAGUCUAGUGAUGAAAAGAAUUCUUCUUCUUCUGUUACUCCUGAUAAUGAUGAUUCAAAUGGAAAAGAUAAUGCAAAGCGUAGGAGUACUAACAAACCAAGUGGGCCCCCUCCGAAGAAAGCGGUUGAAGAUAAAAGUGCAUCAUCGUGUUCGUCAAGUCAAUCAUCGAUUGAGUCCGUGUCUUCUGAUAGUGAAAGUGAACCGGCACCCAAAAAAGUAGAACCACCACCUCCACUGAAAACUGGAAAAACCAAACCACCUUUAGGCAAUUCUAACAAACAAGAAACUGUUGGAAAAAUUGUCGACCCAAAGGAUGCCACCAUGCCUCGAAAAUUCACCAGAUCACUAUCAGCCAGGGUUUCCAGACUGGCCACCAUAUCCAGGCCUACUCACACUGACACAGAUUCAGAAGCUGAUGACAAAAGUCAUGAAAAAAGUUACAUGAAAGACAUCAAAAAGAUCCUCAAAGGUCGCCUACCUGCAGUCCAGUCGCCUAUCAGACCACUGCCUCCACCAGAGCCAUCAGAGAGACGGUGUCCUGUCAGAGGCUGUGACUCCAGUGGCCACCUUGGUGGCAAAUCGAACCGCCACUUCACGUGGGACGCGUGCCCUGUGUACCACAACGUGACAGGCGCGUGGUGCGUGGCGGCGAGCGAGGAGCGCGCGGCCGCUUCCAGCACCAGGCGGCGCGCGCUGCAGACGCUGCAGCAGCGGCCGCGGACCAUGCCCACCAUCGAGCAGCGCGCCUACCAGCUCAAGGUCAAGGUGGGUCGCUACAGCCACGCCACGUGCCACGUGACACGUGACGCGGGCGAGGAGCGCGCCGCUUCCAGCACCAGGCGGCGCGCGCUGCAGACGCUGCAGCAGCGGCCGCGGACCAUGCCCACCAUCGAGCAGCGCGCCUACCAGCUCAAGGUCAAGGACAUGCGUUCCAAAUGGAAAGGAAGUCAAGAGCUCCGCGAGAAGUUAUCCAUCACGUGCGAAGAAACAACAGAAGAGAGAGAACCGAUCCUGGAUGGUUUCGCCCCGGACUACGAUCUGAGGCUGUUCAGGGAAGCGCAGGCGUUGGCAGCCAUCAAGAUAGAGGAAGAGCUGGGGGAUAUAUCGACGGAUAGAGGGACCAGAUUCGUAGUGAUGGGCAAAUACAUGAUGGAAGUGUGGUACCAGUCUCCCUACCCGGGUGACGCGCCUCGCGUGCCACGGCUCUUCGUCUGCGAGUAUUGCCUCAACCACCACACCUCCGCCACCGGCGCCCAGCGGCACAAGGCCAAGUGCGUGUGGCGCCACCCGCCCGGCGACGAGGUGUACAGGAAAGACGAGCUGAGCGUGUGGCAAGUCGACGGCCGCAAGCACAAACAGUACUGCCAGCAGCUCUGCCUUCUGGCCAAGUUCUUUCUCGACCAUAAGACAUUAUACUAUGACGUGGAGCCGUUCCUCUUCUACGUGAUGACCAAUGCUGAUGACGAGGGAUCGCACGUCGUUGGAUACUUUAGCAAGAUUAGUGGCAACCCUGAACAGCAGCUCUGCCUUCUGGCCAAGUUCUUUCUUGACCACAAGACAUUAUACUACGACGUGGAGCCGUUCCUCUUCUACGUGAUGACCAAUGCUGAUGACGAGGGAUCGCACGUCGUUGGAUACUUUAGCAAGUUGUGGCGCAUCCCGCCCGGCGACGAGGUGUACAGGAAAGACGAGCUGAGCGUGUGGCAAGUCGACGGCCGCAAGCACAAACAGUACUGCCAGCAGCUCUGCCUUCUGGCCAAGUUCUUUCUCGACCAUAAGACUUUAUACUAUGACGUGGAGCCGUUCCUGUUCUACGUGAUGACCAAUGCGGAUGACGAGGGAUCGCACGUCGUUGGAUACUUUAGCAAGGAGAAGAACUCAUUCCUGAACUACAACGUGUCCUGCAUUCUGACGCUGCCUCCGUACCAGCGGCAGGGGUAUGGGAGACUUCUUAUCGACUUCAGCUAUCUGCUAACAAAAGUGGAGGGCAAAGUUGGGUCUCCAGAGACACCCUUGUCCGACCUGGGCCUGAUAUCGUAUCGGUCGUACUGGAAGGAAGCGCUGCUGAGGCGGCUGUGCUCUGCUCCCGGCCCGACGCUGUGCAUUCGAGACCUGAGCAAGGACCUGGCUAUAGCCUCGUCGGACAUCGUGUCCACGCUGCAGGAGAGAGGCCUGAUGAAGUACUGGAAAGGAAAGCAUAUUGUGCUGAAGAAGCAGGAGGUGUUAGAAGAAGUGUCUCGCCGGGCUGAACGCGCGCGCUGCGUCGAGGCGUCGUGCCUGCGUUGGACGCCGCCAGGGGCCGGCGCGCCGCCUCGCUGA